Molecule: messenger RNA, 1929 nt
Organism: Aureobasidium melanogenum CBS 110374
Lineage: Eukaryota; Fungi; Ascomycota; Dothideomycetes; Dothideales; Saccotheciaceae
Product: DNA polymerase kappa
Exons: 1
Coding region: 1-1929 (642 amino acids)
Biological process (GO): error-prone translesion synthesis
Cellular component (GO): nucleus
Molecular function (GO): DNA-directed DNA polymerase activity; damaged DNA binding
Source: RefSeq, a predicted model, not a curated record
AUGGAUGGCCCUGCCCGCCAUGACAGCAUUCCUCCGGCUGUCGAUGACUCCCUUCCCACCCCUGAUGACCCGACAAACCCCGAGUCGAGUCAGCACCACACCCUCAAGUACCAUCUUUUAGGCCCAUCUCUCACGAAACCUGGUCAAGAUGAUGUCGACCAGAAAAAGGUCUCGGAGAUUAUCUACGAAGCGUCCAAAGGUAGCAAAUUCUUUCUCCAAGAAGAGCAAAAGGACAAGAACUUGACCAUCAAGAUCAACCGUAUUCUCGCGAAGAAACGUCAACUCGAUCGCCUCGACCUAAGCCACGACUUGCGCAAGGCAGAUGAAUACGUACAGAAGCUCGAGCUCACUCGCGAUCUGACCCAGGUCAUCGUCCACGUCGAUUGCGACGCUUUCUACGCCGCUGUUGAGGAGCUUGACCGUCCCGACCUGAAAGAUGUGCCAUUCGCCGUCGGAAAAGGCGUCUUGACAACAUGUAACUACCAUGCGAGAAAGCACGGCUGUCGCAGUGGUAUGGCUGGUUAUAUCGCCGACAAGCUCUGUCCCCAGCUCAUCCACAUUUCGCCCAACUUUGAAAAAUACUCGGCGAAAGCAAAAGAGAUUCGUGCUAUUUUGGUCAAAUAUGACGCCAGAUUCGAAGCCGCAAGUGUUGACGAGGCAUACCUCAACAUAACCGGGUACUGCGAAGAACACAAUAUGAGUCCUGAAGAUGUCGUACAACAGCUGCGUGCAGAGGUCCAUCAGGAAUGUCUGAUCACUGUAUCGGCUGGCAUCGCGGCGAAUGCGAAACUCGCAAAAAUUUGUUCCAACAAGAACAAACCCAACGGCCAAUUCAUUCUGCCUUCGGAUCGUGCCAGUAUCAUGUCAUUCAUGAAGGAUCUGCCCACACGUAAGGUGAACGGCAUUGGCAGAGUUUUUGAACGUGAGCUCGACGCUAUAGGUGUCAAAACAUGUGGCGACAUAUAUGCGCAGCGUGCUUACAUGUCCAAACUCUUUGGCGAGAAAGCUUUUCAAUUCCUCAUGGGCGUAUACCUUGGACUAGGCAGAACGAACGUUCAGCCAGCAGAAGAGUACGAGCGUAAGAGUGUUGGCACGGAAAGUACUUUCAAGGAAAUGUCGGACCCUCAGCAACUUCGCGACAUGCUUCGACAUGUUGCGGAAGAGCUGGAAAAAGACUGCGAGAGAACCCAGUUCAAAGGCAGGACCCUAGUUCUCAAAGUGAAGUUGCACACAUACGAGAUCCUAACUCGCCAGAUUGCCCCACCAAAAGCUGUGCAUCAAGCUGAUGACCUCUACAAAUUCGCCUUACCUAUGCUCGUCAAGCUGGAAAAAGACAUUCCGAAAUUUACCUUGCGCCUUAUGGGACUGAGGCUCACAUCGCUAGUCAGUAUGAAGAAGAGCAACAUUGAUACUUUCUUUACGCCAAAACCGCAAUCUGCAGCAAGAAAGCCAUUCGUUCCUGCUGGGGACGAAUGGGAGCAAUGGCCUGACUCGGAAUUUGAAGAAGCCGCUCGCCAAGAGAAGCAGGAUGACUUGGAUACCCUAGAAAAAAUGAGUCAGGAGUACAUAGAAGAGUACAAUAAUACUCCGAAACCACCAGCGGGUGGGCACGCAGGUACAAUAAUAGAAAGUGUGCCUGCAGCGACUUCUGAGGAUACAGAAAAAGAGAAAGAGGGAGACGAGAAAGAAGAAACAUGGAGCUGCCCUAUUUGUAGUCAGCCACAAUCUGCUGAUGCCGUGCUCUUCAACCAACAUAUCGAUGGAUGCUUGUCGAAGCAGACGAUCAAGGAGAUUGUUCGUGAAAAUGCAUCGCCAUCUCAUUCACCACAGGAGAAAGCUCCUAUGCCGGGACAGGGCAAGAAGAGAGGUCGACCAAAGGCGUCGGACCCACAACCGAAGCGGCCCAAAAGCGCCUUCUUCUCUCGUUGA